ACUAAAAAAUGAUGACCGAUAAAAUCCAAUAAAUAAAAGUUUAUUGGUGACUAAUAACAAUGACUAAUACAUUGUCCCAGUAAUUAAACACAGUCCAUUCCAUCGUCAUACGAAAUUAUGAAUAUCACUCGAUUCGGAGCUUUAUCUACCGACACCAGCGCAAUCUUUCACAAGGAUUUUACAUCGAAUGUUUAUCGAUAGUAAGCGGUCGAUUAAAAUCGCCCUCCUCGAUAGCCAGAUAGCUAUUUAUCCACACCGACACCCCGCGAGUGGACUACUGUCUGACCGGUCAUCGCCGUAGUCUGGUACGCGCGCACGUACAAUGCGUUCCCGCUCUCGCCGACCUUGAAAACGAGAAUGAAAUAGUGCUGGUGACCUAUUAGUGAAUCCGAAGUGAUCUAUAUAGUGCGUCGCGACCGAAGACUCGGUCCUCACGUGGAGACACUCCACGUGGCCCGUUUCUCGUGUGCACUUUGUGUUAUGUCAUUGAGUAGAAAAGAAAAAUGGGAAAUGAAUUAUCAAAAAUCUUUAAAAAAUCACAACCCAAAACCAAAGAGAAAAUACCCAAGCCAGUGGACGAGUACGAGGAUAUCGAGCUGAUGUUGCUGAAGAAAGCUAUCGAACAGGAACCCGAAAGUUUCAUCCUAAACAAUCUCAUGAUGUGUAUCCAGUUCUUCGAGAAUUACGAAGAAGACAUAAGUCAGAUUAAAGAAACUCUUAAAAGAGGAUCGAAGCUGAGCGAUGAAGCUGAACUAAAUAAGGUAAUGCCUCCUCAAAAAAGCAUUUUGUUACCACAUGUUCUUCAAAAUUGUAUUGCACGCAACAUCGAUUUCACUUCGAAGAGACAGACUGGUGAUCUUAUUAUCGAACCCCUACAACCGGUUCGCAUUUAUAUCGCGCAUGACAAUAUCGAAAUCACCGAGCAGGAUUAUCUGUCGGAGUAUAGUAGCCUGAAUAAUGAGGUCACGUACAAUAUGAUGGUGCAAGAGAGUGACAAUCCGGGAUACGUGCGAUUGCGGCGUCUUGACGAAACGCCGUACAGGAAGAACCUCGACAAGAAAGAUAUCGGAUCUUCAUCAAUAGCGGACGACGAGGAAAUAUACGAGGACGGCGAGAGCAUCUACGAUUUGAAUCGCAAUCCCAACACGACGCCAUCUCACCAGAUCAAAAGAAACAGUCGCCAGAGUUCCGCGAUUCUCAGUAUUAGAUCUUUGCCCAAUCUGCACGACGAUCAAGUGUCCCUCUCGCAUGAGAACAUUUAUAUCGGGAAAGCCCGAUCUAAUUAUAGCGUAAAGAUCGAGUCUGAUCGAAACAAUGACCACACGUCUUUGGGGGUCCAACCCGGCUCGGUGAAAUCGGCGAGGCAGAAAGGUCGCGGGCCGCCGAGCAUCACGAGUUCCGGCUACGACAGCGACUGCGGUUAUCCGACGGUGACCGCCACUCGCAAUCGCGAGAAAACGAGCGUGCACGCGCCGACGAAAAUUUACUCGAACGCGAUGAUUCCGUCGGAGUGCUUCAAGAAGGUGAGGAUCAACAACGAGGGCAAGAUUUAUUCAAUGCGGGAGGAGAGAUGGCAGGCGCAGAACAGCAAGCAGCACCGUCUCAUGAUGGCCGCUCGGCAGUACGACUGCGAAGUCUUCUACACCAGCAGCGAGACAUUCAUGAACUACUUUGUCGAUCUCUUCGUGGACCAGCUGGCGGAGCCGCUGGGCUUCAAGCCCGAAGAUCUGAAUCACGUGCAGGACUCGAUCAUCCAUUGCGACAAGGUGAUCAACACGCAUAUUCCGAGCCAGUACAGGAUCGACUCGUACGAGGUCACGCCGACGAUAUGGCUGCAGUGGCCGAAGUACGCCGAAGAGUGGCUGGACCGAGCGAGAAGCACCUGGCCUCACGACGACGACAUCGGCAGAGUGAGAGCAGGAGGCUGCUUCGUGGUCCCCGAAAAUUCCCUGUCAAAAAAGAUGAACGCCCCGCCGCGAGGUUCGAGGCAGCCAGGCGUCAGGAAGAGCAUCGAUCAGAAAAUCGAGUGGCAGCUGGCGUUCCCGGCGGCAGAGCGAUAUCUGGAGACCUGCAUGACGCGCUCGCAGAUGCAGGUGUACCUCAUCGCGCUGAUGCUUCACAAGAUGUUUCUCAGGCCGGUUCUGGACACUAUGUACGGCCUGACGACCGCUCACAUCCGGCACAAGAUGUUCUGGCUAAUCGAGAAGUACGAUACAAACUGGAAGUGGCCCGACAAUCGCACCGGCCAGCGGUUGAUUCAUUUAUUGAACACUCUGUACCACUGCAUCAGCCAGAACGAGCCGAUUCUGCCGGACUACUUCGUCCGCAGCAAGAACAUGUUUCAAAAGGUGCCGCGCGACUACCUGCUGUACAGCCAGAAGCAGCUGAAGAGGAUAAUCGAAAAUCCAGUCAUGUACGUGUUCUACGCGCUGGAGAACAUUCAGUACAGUGAGCAGUUCUUCCCGAAGCUGAACUUCUCGGAGCUGUUCAAGAUACUGACGGUGAGACCGUGCUUGCCCCUGGUGAAUCCGGCUUUAGAUCCGUACAUGCUGCGAACGACCGAGCAACCCUACAGAGACGAGAUUUACGACAGCGCCAACGGCGGAAUCUGCGACAGGAAUCGCAAGAAGAAUUCACGGUACACGUACGGCGUGAACAAAACGCUAAUCACUCCGCGCAAGGCUACGGAUUCUAUCGUGGAGAUCUCGGAACGUUGCGCGGAGCUGAAGGGUCCAAGGCUGGCCGCGCUAUUGGACUUCUUUGUCAACCAUUUUAUCAAAAUGGCCGAGUGCUGCCACAGGUAUCGAGCUUACGAGCAGAAGAAGGUGUAUCUUGACCAGGCGGAUCGGCUCUCGACUAUCCUGUCGGAUUAUUCCAGGCACAAGGAGGACGCCAAGGCUUAUCACAACAAGAUAAACGCUCUGAGGAUGAAAGCGACGAUCUCGACGAGAUUACCGGAUAUGCGAAGAAUGGAGAACGAACCGCCGGAAACACCCAAGAGGAAUUUGGAGCCUAUAUUCGUCGGCCCUCUGAGGGAUCGUUUCACACGGCACGUCAAUGAAACUUUGACAACAAACGAACAACAGAUGUCGGAGGAACAGCUACAAUCCGAAAAUCUUGCGAGUAAUAAAGUCACAAAAGCGGCCACUCACGAAAUACGAUUUAAAGAAGAGAAAAAUGCACAAGCGACAACUGAAACAAAAGACGACGAAGAUCCUUAUUCUUCGGAGAAUUCUAGGCCAAAAGAUCAAAGUGAGAAAGCGGCUUUGAGUAGAGUACAGACAGUAGUCUUCCUAAAUGACAAUUUAAAUGAAACGACAUAUAUGUGAUAUAUGUUAAAAAUUAGGAUGUAGAUGAU
Messenger RNA from Linepithema humile (Argentine ant), 3358 nucleotides. RefSeq lists its product as uncharacterized. The record is from RefSeq and is a predicted model, not a curated record. NCBI's taxonomy places the organism in Eukaryota, Metazoa, Arthropoda, Insecta, Hymenoptera, Formicidae.